AGCGGACUUUCGACCUUUUUUUUCACAACUUGAUCGACUUGAUGCAGAAACAGCAGAAACAACCACUGAAAUUUGUCAUCCAUUCCAAGCUCGAACAGUUGGGUGGAGAUGAAUCAGCAGCAGUAGAGGAAAUCGACAAUAAGCCGUCUGCCAUCGCGGAAGAUUCACCCGAAUCAAACAAAGCUUCUACAUCUAUACCCGAUAAUUCCGUCGACAAUGACAAGAAGCGAAAACGCAAUGAACGAGAUGCCAUACCAAUGGCAACCAAGAAGAUACAUACACAUAUGAAGAAAUGGAAUGAAAAACAGGCAGAGCUUGCAAACGUAGCAGAGAGCGAAGACAGUAACCAAGAAGAAUUUUCUGACUUAUCUCGUAUGGCAUGUUUGCUGUGCCAAAGAAAAUUCAAGAGCGAAAAGGAACUGCGGCGGCACGAAAGCCUCUCUGAACUACACAAAACUAAUCUCGGCAAUCAAGAUUGCGUUGAAAAAGCUCGUAAAAAGCUCAUUCUCAUCGCUACUCGAGCGUCACCAGAAAAGCAAGCUGAAGAGACUGAGGAUAAUCAAUCCUCAUAUCGUAACAGAGCAGCGGAACGAAGGAUGGCAUUUGGUCAGCCAGAUCGUCCUUUACCUCUCGAUGAUGAGGCUACAUCCUUCAGUCAUCGACCACCUCGACAACAUAAACCUGCUCCAGGAUCACGGCCUGUUGAAGCUGCUUCUGUCUCAAACCCCAUGUCUGAAUCCAAUGUCGGUGCUCGUAUGCUGAAGAGCAUGGGUUGGAAAAGCGGCGAAGGUCUAGGAAAGGAGGGUACUGGUAUCGUUGCCCCUGUGAUGGCGGAAUCUUAUGUCAAAGGUGCUGGUUUAGGCACGUUUGGAGGAAGACAGGAUAUGGAAGAGUUGGGAGCUAACACCUCAUACAAAGACCGCGCAAAGUACAUGGCUCGCAAGCGGUAUGAAAAUAGCUAAGCUUAUUAUAUUCCAGACAGGUAUUACCUGUAAUAAAGCAUUUUUUAUACCAAUUUCUUAACAUCU
This is a messenger RNA of Umbelopsis ramanniana AG, 1028 nucleotides long. RefSeq lists its product as uncharacterized. Gene Ontology annotation, biological process: mRNA splicing, via spliceosome. Gene Ontology annotation, cellular component: nucleus. The transcript is spliced from 6 exons. Gene Ontology annotation, molecular function: RNA binding. The record is from RefSeq and is a predicted model, not a curated record. NCBI's taxonomy places the organism in Eukaryota, Fungi, Mucoromycota, Umbelopsidomycetes, Umbelopsidales, Umbelopsidaceae. The coding region runs from base 42 to 962 and encodes 306 amino acids.